CGGAAGCGGGGCUCGUGGGUCUCCCUGGCGCUCUCUCCCUCAUAUGCGAGCGAAUUGUUCCUGCUGCUUCUUGGCGUCGAGACGUUCCGGGGCCCGGACUCACCGCCGCCGCCGCCGCCGCCGCCUCCCGGCUCUCCGCGCCCUUCCCCUCCUUUCCCGCUUGCCGUUUCUUCCUUCUCCCCGCCGCCGCCACCGCCACUCCUCCCUCGCCUGGGCCCCGCUGCCGCCUCUUCCUCCCCCCGCCCCGCUCCGCUUUUGCUCUCUCACCCCCUUCCUGGGAUUCGGCGGCGGCGGCGGCGGCGGCAGAGCAGAAGGAAGGCGGCGGCGACCAAGAGGUGGAGCAGCAGGCGCGGAGGAUCCCUUCGGCUCUCGAGCGAGAUUCCUCCCGGCCCGCCGGGGCCUUGCUGGCUGUUGGUUGACAGGUGAUCAAUACAGUUCUCUCUGAGGAGCCAGAAAGCAGGCAGCUCAUGACUUCUGAUCAGGACACUAAAGUUGUGGCUGAACCGCAGGUGCAGCAAGUACAAGAAGUUAAAGAUAGUUCUCAUCUAGAGUCAGCCAAGGUUUCGGAAUUAAAUCCUAAUGCAAAAGUAUGGGGGAAUCACAUGUUACAUGUGGAAGCAAGUGGUGCUACUGAUGGUAGCGUGAGCAAAGCCUGGGAAGAAAUACCAGAUCAUCCGCCAGAUUCCUGCAAAGAAGUUUUCUUGACAGGAUUGGAGGCCAAUGGGGAUGGUGACAAAAAGCACCAGAAUGCAUCAUUAGCAGAGCUGCAGGAACCAGCACUAACUGCUCCGUUAUCAGACCAAACAGAUAUGAACCCUUUGGCUCUAGAUCAUUCAGAGUAUGACUCUAUGCAUGAAAACACUCAGACAGGAGGUAAAGAACAGCUACAGCCAGAAGGUCAAGAAGAUCUGCGAGAAGUGCUUAAAAAAACACUGGAAUUCUGUUUAUCUAGAGAGAAUCUUGCCAGUGAUAUGUACCUUAUAUCUCAGAUGGACAGUGAUCAGUAUGUGCCAAUAAUGACAGUAGCUAACCUUGAUCAUGUCAAGAAGCUGAGUACCGAUAUGGAUUUGAUUGUUGAAGUGCUGCGAUCAUUGCCUUUAGUCCAAGUGGAUGAGAAAGGUGAAAAAGUCAGGCCAAACCAGAAUCGCUGCAUUGUAAUUUUACGUGAAGUACCUGAAUCUACUCCAGUUGAAGAGGUUGAAGCACUCUUCAAAGGAGAUAACCUGCCUAAGUUCAUCAACUGUGAGUUUGCCUAUAAUGACAACUGGUUUAUUACAUUUGAGUCUGAAGCAGAUGCGCAACAGGCUUACAAAUACCUUAGAGAAGAAGUGAAAAUCUUCCAAGGAAAACCAAUUAAGGCAAGAAUAAAAGCAAAGGCUAUAGCUAUAAAUACAUUUUUGCCAAAGAAUGGAUACAGACCUCUGGAUAUGAACAUCUACACACAGCAGCGUUAUACUACAUCAUUUUACUUACCUCCAGUAUACAGUCCCCAACAGCAGUUUCCACUAUACAGUUUAAUUGCCCCACAGACUUGGUCAACCACACACAGCUAUCUUGAUCCAUCACUGGUAACACCAUUUCCAAAUACUGGAUUUAUCAACGGCUUUACGUCUCCUACUUUCAAGCCUACUGCUUCCCCACUGACUUCACUUAGACAGUAUACUCCUAGAAACAGAAAUCCUAGCAAAUCACAUCUGCGGCAUACGAUACCCAGCGUAGACAGAGGAACUGGACUUUUAGAGAGCCCUACAAUAUUCAAUUUCUCCACUGACCGUUUAAUCAAUGGCGUCAGGAGCCCACAAGCAAGGCCGCCAGGGCAAAACAGAGCACGGAUGCAAAAUGCUGCAACUUACACCAAGCGAGAAGUAGGCAGUGGACGAGUAGAACCAACAGCUUCAGACUCUUCCCCAAGUUUAGGCAGAGGAAGAAAAAACUCAUAUGGCUAUCGAAAGAAGAGAGAAGACAAGUUCACAAGAGGGCAAACGCAGUCUCCACCCCCUCCAAAGCCUCCGUCUCCAAGUUUUGAACUGGGGUUGUCCAGUUUUCCUCCAUUGCCAGGAGCUGCUGGCAAUCUAAAGACUGAAGACUUGUUUGAAACCCGCUUGUCAAAUGUGGCAGUAGGAACAUCAAAGGAAAAGAACGUCAGUGUGGGUGCAAGCACGAACACGAUUCCAUCAGGAAUUCCCCGAGAGCCUUUGUUGCCUGUUUCUUCUGCUCUACCAGGGACACUCGAAAGGGCUCCUUCCCCAUCCCAGCCUCCUGACGACCCCAAAGUUAUGGAGAAGCAGCAGAGAGAGACACAAAAUAUUGAAAGACUUUCUUCUGUACUCACUACCGCUUGUAAAUCAGUGCAAGUCAAUGGGGCUGCUGUGGCAGAAUUGCGAAAGCCUAGUUAUGCAGAGAUCUGCCAGAGGACAACUAAGGACCCCCCUCCACUGCAGCCCCCUAAAGAACAGAAGCCAAACACUGUCAGCUGUGGGAAAGAUGAGAAAAAGCCCACGGAAACACUAGAGAGAAGCAAAGAGCCCCCUCUUGUGAAAUCGAAUCCGGGGCAGCCCAAAGACCAGAGGAGACAGUCGGGACGCAGGUCACCACCUCCAGCCGCUGGGAAACGUCUAUCUAAAGAACAGAGCAGCCCUCCCAAAUCUCCUCAGUGAAAGUGCUUGGGAAGGAGGUUCAGAAAGUUCUCAUUAUGAAGUAAACCCAUGUUGCCACUCAGAGUACAAAGAAUGAGUUGCUGGUUAGGAGCUUGCAGUGGAUAUUAAGUUUAUGAAAUGCCUGCAAGUUUUUUGUUUGUUUGAUUCUUUGUAAAAUAGAUUUCUUGCUCCCUCACCAAAUUUCUCUUGAGCAAACAGUCUACUCUGUCAGGAUUUAAUUAAUCUAAACCUUUCAUUUAGGUUGGUGCUUAACUGGAGGUGAUGCCUAAAAUCCUUUUUUUCCCUAGAUGGAAGAUGCAUUUAUCUGAAAAAUCAUUUUUUAUGAAAUCUCCAUGUGGCUGUGUGAAUAUAAGCUCUAUCUAAUGAGUUUUUUCCCUAAUCUACUAAGCAGAAUUGGGCUGCUGUAGUUUUUAAAUAACUGGUCUGUAAGUACAUAUCUUGAAAAAAAUUCCAGAAGACUAAUAAUAGCAGCUAAUACUUGGAGUGCAAAGAAAGGUGUUUUAUAAGACAGUAAGACAAGUUUGACUUUUUUUUUCUUUUUAAAUUCUGGCUGCUGUAACACGUCAGCAAAUGGAUUAUACUUUUUAAGUUGAAAGUUAUGUUGAAUUCUAAUGUUUUAAAAUUCAGCUGUUUUUGUUCUUGGCCAAAUGUGAAUUCAUAAAGAUCACCAGUGAAGCUGCUCUAAAAUAAUCAUUUUGAUGGUCUGCAAGCAAGUAACCAGCUUCUCAAUCCAAAAUAAAGUGGUUCCUUGAAUUUCAGGAAAAGAAAAAGAAAAAAAAAAAGCACAUUGUGAAUAAAAAAAAAUUAAAUAAGCCCUUGUAAAUGGCAGGAGCCAAGUAAAGGCUGUUUUUCACAAGAUAGCACAAUAGCACUCUUGUGAUAAGGAUCUCAAUUUUUUUCCUCAGCCAGAAAAUAUUGCGUUUGAGUCACCACUGUCCUUUCUGAUUUACCCCUGUGCUCUGUGUAGGUUUUUAAAACUAUGCUCAAAGUGCUCUUUGAAAGAGUUCAUAUCUUAAUCAGCUAAGUGCUGACACCUUUCUGUACCUACAAACAUUGGCAUAUGGAUUUAAUUUUUUUCAGUCUGUGAGAUAAUGGCGUUUGUGUGUGCGAGUGUGUGUGUGCGUGCGCGCGCCUGUAUGGUGAAGGAAGAGAUCCCUGUUUCUGUCUGGGGUGAGGUUUGUCACACUUAUCUACUUUAAAAGUGACAUGCUUUCUGAAGGACAAGGAUGCACUAAAUUAACAAGUUUCUAAUAAAGUUGAAUAUAAAUUAUUUUUGUUUUAAAAUGCCUAAAGUUUUUCUUUGAGUGUUUAAGCAGCAGAUGAUUCAGAUAAAAAUGUGUUCCUGCUGAAUACAGUUUAUUCCACACAAAAAGGUUUAUUUAAACAACUGAUUUUUUAAAGAAUAAUUUCCAUCCAAUAUUUAAAGACUUGAAUUUUAUUUAAACUUGAAAAUGACUUUGCCUUAACUUUUGUAUAAGACAGAUUAGAGUUACUGAAGUCUGACCCUCAAGGGUUAGUGUGGGUGGCAUAUACAGAAUUACUCAGUUACAGUAUGUAUGUAUUGUCACAGGUCUUACUGGGUAGACAUACUGUAGUACAGGUAGUAGCGGCAGUUUUUGUAAUAUACCUUAAAAGAUCUUAAGCAGUUGAUCUUUUUCAAAAUGUUGAAAAAUCUGUAAAUGGAAAUAGUCAAUACUGUAUUAAAUAUGUGCACUUGGAAGUGUGUGCUUUUGCUUGUACAGGUGUAAAUAAUCAGAACAUAUAAAAAGGUACCAUUAAAAAACUGAUAAAAAUUAUUGAUAUAUUAUAAAUGUUGCUGUUGAGCUGGAUGUAGAUAAACUUAAUGUUGUGGUUUGAAUAUUACUUUAAUUUGUUUCUUUUCCUUGUUUCUUUUACGUUAUUCUGAUGUGCUGAGCUGAUUCUGCCUCUUUACUGCAAAAGGGAAUUGGAGAAAGUCUGUCUUAAAAGCCCUGACAUUUUAAAAAUUUUCAGAAAGUGUGCAUUUCAACCAGUAUAGCACAUGGUUGUGCAAUGUAACUUUCAACUUUGUCUUACAAACCACAGGUUUUUUUUUUUUUUUAUGAAUUGGAAAGAAGUAACUUUGCCACAGAAAAGUAGCCCCAAAGUUUACUCAACCACUCUUCUUAGGCCAAAAUAUUAGCAAGUACACAUGUUUAGUUGAAGUUUUCACAUAGCUCUAAAACACAUAGGGCAGUUGAUUUCCUAACAUAGGUUGCUGCUAUUUUAAUUGUCCUUUAAUAACAACAAAACAACCAAACAAAAACCAGCCUGCUUUUUGCACUGCAGAAUUUAAAAUAAGCAGGCUGGGCUCUGUUACUUCCUGAAAAGCCACACGUGGAGAGGAUGUGGGAGGGGACGGGGACUCAUGUAACACAGAUUAAACCACCAAAUGUACUUUUGUUGGAUUUUCAUGUAUAUCAUUUACUCAGUGAGCAGUGAAAAUGGCAGCUGGACUGGAGUAUGGCUUAAGCCAGCUAUGAGAUUUCUUUGUUUGCCUGUUGAAAGUAUGAGCAAACGGCUGCAAACGGAGUAGGAAGCAGCCACAGCAAGUGUACAGCUAAUUAUCACAGCCAACUGAUAUGUUCACAUUAAGAUAUGUAGGCCAGCAGGUGGGUUGUAUUUUGCUGCUGCUUGUACUAGGUUAAUAUAAUACUCUAUAAUACCCAAACCCAAGUAACAGUCUGUGUAAAAAAUGUUAAACUUUAAUGGGUUUCUUUAAAUGAAAGUGUCAUGCCAAAUAACUUUAAUUUCCCAUUCGGACAGCAUGGAGUUGCUGGAACAAAAGUUGUCCUAAAGACUGUUUAUGUAUAGCCAUGCAAAUCUUGCUUUUUUUUUUUCUUUUUUCAACUCCCCUCCCAAAUCUGAGUUGCAGCUUUAAACUGCAGGAACCAAUUGCAGUUUGGUUUUUAAAAAAAAAACUUGCAAGAUUACUGUUCAUACAGAAAUAUAAUCCAGAAAUAUAAUUCAGGUUCUUCUGAAGCUGACCAAGGGAUGUAUUUAAACCUUAAUUUUACUUCUGAAGACUUGACCUGUGCAAGAAUUUUGCAUUAGGGUGUCCCAUCUCUCUCCACCCCAAUUUUACAACCUGACAUGGGAAAAAAAAAACAUCAUGCUCUAUGUAUAUUUUUGCCCUUAAUCAUUUUGCUGCCUCUCAUCUAAAGAUACGCCAAUUACUGAUGGGUGGGUUGUAGUGGAUUAUAAAACAGCAACUGACUGCAAGGGUUCACACUAAUUUUUGUAUCCCCUUCAGCUAGCUGCAGUUCUUAUGUGAUGUGUAAUCUAUUACAUUGAUAGCAGCAGACAAUCAAAGACAUCUGCAGGCUAACAGCUGCCAAGUCAACAAAACAAGGUAUUAUAUGGAGGCCUUUUUUCUGAGGGUGGUUUUUUGUUUUGUUUUGUUUUCUUCUUCCAUUUAAGACUGGAAUCAAGCUUACAUGUAAACUAUUUGGUAAUUUAAGUUUUCUUUUGUGUCAUAAAAUGUACAACUGUCUAAAAAUGUAGGUUAUGAAAAAUAAAGAUUUAGGCACUGUUGAA
Varanus komodoensis (Komodo dragon) is the source of this 6212-nucleotide messenger RNA. RefSeq names its product La ribonucleoprotein 4B (gene LARP4B). The transcript has 17 exons. The record is from RefSeq and is a predicted model, not a curated record. NCBI's taxonomy places the organism in Eukaryota, Metazoa, Chordata, Lepidosauria, Squamata, Varanidae. Gene Ontology annotation, cellular component: cytoplasmic stress granule; cytosol. Gene Ontology annotation, molecular function: mRNA 3'-UTR binding. Gene Ontology annotation, biological process: positive regulation of translation. The coding region runs from base 468 to 2657 and encodes 729 amino acids.